This is a messenger RNA of Ceratosolen solmsi marchali, 964 nucleotides long. RefSeq names its product protein-L-isoaspartate(D-aspartate) O-methyltransferase. Gene Ontology annotation, cellular component: cytoplasm. Gene Ontology annotation, molecular function: protein-L-isoaspartate (D-aspartate) O-methyltransferase activity. NCBI's taxonomy places the organism in Eukaryota, Metazoa, Arthropoda, Insecta, Hymenoptera, Agaonidae. The transcript has 6 exons. Gene Ontology annotation, biological process: protein modification process. The coding region runs from base 105 to 932 and encodes 275 amino acids. The record is from RefSeq and is a predicted model, not a curated record.
AAGUUGAAUAAAUUGGAAUUAAAUAGAUAGAAAUUCGAGUUAUUAUGUAAAACAUUUCCAAUUUUCUACAUUAUCACAUAUUAAAUACCGUUUAAUCAGGUUUAAUGUACAAGUAUCUCAUUGUAUCUUAUCUUUUAAAAGAUGGUUACAACGUUCAGAUUUGUGCACUGAUCUGUCAAACUCAGUUUAUAUUGAAUAAUUUAAGAUUGAAGUUCAUUACUUCAAUAAGUUAUAAAAUGGCAUGGCACUGCUCUGGAAUAACAAAUGAAGAGAUGGUAUCAAAGCUGAAAGAUGCCAAUAUAAUUAAGAAUAAUAAAGUAGAAGCUGCUAUGUUAUCUGUAGAUAGAGCUAAAUAUUGUCAUGAUUUAAAUCCUUAUCAAGAUCGUCCUAGAGGAAUUGGUUUUAGCGUUACCAUUAGUGCUCCACAUAUGCAUGCGUAUGCAUUAACAUUUUUGUUAGAUCAACUUUUCGACGGUGCCAAAGCUUUAGAUAUUGGUUCGGGCUCUGGCUACUUGACUGCGUGUAUGGCCCAUAUGGUUGGAGUACACGGACUAGUUAUUGGUAUAGAUCAUAUUACGGAACUUGUUGAAAUGUCAAUUCAAAAUGUUGAAGAAGACCAUCCUGAAUUUUUGCAAGAUGGACGUAUAAAAUUUUUAGAAGGAGAUGGCAGAUUGGGAGCUCCAGCCUAUGGUCCUUAUAACGCUAUUCAUGUUGGUGCCGCUGCUGAUUCAGUGCCUUAUAAGCUGAUUGAUCAGUUAGUUCCUGGUGGAAGAUUGAUUUGUCCAGUACUUCUAAAAGAAGGAUCUCGGAAAUAUCAAAAUUUAUUACAAAUAGACAAAAAUUUAGAUGGCUCGUUAAAGAAAACAAAAUUAAUGGAUGUUACAUAUGUCCCUUUAACCGAUACAAAGACUCAAUUACAAAAUUCUUCAUAGAGUAAGAUAAAAAGUAUUAACAUCUAUAUCAC